Molecule: messenger RNA, 6523 nt
Organism: Capsicum annuum
Lineage: Eukaryota; Viridiplantae; Streptophyta; Magnoliopsida; Solanales; Solanaceae
Exons: 4
Coding region: 1848-2894 (348 amino acids)
Source: RefSeq, a predicted model, not a curated record
GGUUUGGCCGUGGGGGGGGGGGCAGUGGAGGGCGUGUGGAUAGGGUUGGGUCUUGGAAUAUAGGGACCCUUCAGGGUAAGUCCAUAGAGCUUGUGAAGAUUCUUAGGAAGAGGAGGAUCAACAUUGCGUGUGUUCAAGAGACCAAGUGGGUAGGGUAUAAGGCUAGGGAUGUGGAUGGUUACAAGCUGUGGUACUCUGGGAGCGAGAGGCGUAGGAAUGGAGUUGGCAUCUUAGUAGAUGAAGAGCUUAGAGGGCAGGUAGUAGAGGUGAAGAGGAUCAACGAUAGGUUGAUGACUAUUAAGUUGGUCUUUCGGGGGUUUACCCUGAACGUGUGUAGUGCUUAUGCUCCGCAAGUGGGACCGGGGGGGGGGGGAGGAGAAGAUGCGGUUUUGGGAGGCUUUGGAGGAGGUGGUGAGAGGCGUGCCUAGCUCGGAGAAGAUUGUUGUAGCAGGAGAUUUCAACGGGCACAUCGGGGCGUUACCGGGAGGCUUUGGUGAUGUGCAUGGUGGUUUUGGUUUUGGGGAGAGAAAUGAUGAGGGGUCUACCCUAUUGGAGUUUGCGAGGUCCUUUGGGCUGGUGGUGGUGAACUUGGGCUUCCCGAAGAAGGACGAGCACCUGAUCACCUUUCGAAGCGCGAUAGCCAGGGCCCAGAUUGACUUUUUGUUGCUUAGGAAAAGGGAUAGGGCAUUGUGUAAGGACUGUAAGGUCAUCUCGAGUGAGAAUCUUUCGACCCAGCAUAGGCUCUUGGUUAUGGAUUUGGGUAUAAAGAAGAAUGGAAAGAAGAGGAGUAAGGAGUAUAGACCUAGAAUUAAGUGGGGCGGCCUGACGCCAGUGAAUGCGUGGGAGAUAGGGGAGAAGUUGGCGGGAAUGGGGGUGUGGGAGUGUAGGGGAGACGUGGAUAGUAUGUGGGAUAGGGCGGCUAGGUGCAUCAGGGAGAAUGCAAGUGAGGUGUUGGGUGUUUCUAGGGGCCGGGUGGGCACCAUCGGGGGGAUUGGUGGUGGAAUGAGGAGGUGGAGAAGAAAGUGGGGACCAAGAAAGGGGCGUAUGCUAAGUUGGUGGAGAGUAAGGACGAAGAGGAGAAGCGGGUAAACAGGAAAGAGUACAAGCUAGCGAGGAAGGAGGCUAAGUCAGCAGUCAUGGCAGCUAAGACGGCCGCUUUUGAGAGCUUGUAUGCAGGGUUACAGGGGAAAGGAGGGGAGAAAAAGUUGUUUAGACUCGCUAAGGAUAGGGAGAGGAAGGGUCGUGACCUCGAUCAGGUGAGGUGCAUUAAGGGGGAGGACGGUAGAGUGUUGGUGGAGCACGGCCACAUUAAGAAUAGAUGGCAGUCGUAUUUUCAUAGGCUCUUGAAUGACGAAGGGGAUAGAGCUAUUGUGUUAGGGGAACUGAAGCACUCAGAGGAGUGUCGGGAUUUUAGCUAUUGUAGACGUUUUAAGGUAGAAGAGGUUAGACAGGCUGUUCGCAGGAUGCGAAGGGGUAGGGCGACGGGGCCGGAUGAGAUACCGGUGGAGUUUUGGAAGUUCGUUGGAGAGGCUGGUGUAAGGUGGUUGACUGGAUUGUUUAAUGAAAUCUUCAAGACGGCAAAGAUGCCCGAGGCUUGGAGGUGGAGUACCAUGAUCCCUCUCUAUAAGAAUAAGGGUGACAUCCAGAGUUGCAAUAACUAUAGGGGGAUUAAGUUAUUGAGUCACUCUAUGAAGAUCUGGGAGAGAGUGGUCGAGGUGAGGCUGAGACGGAUAGUGUCUAUUUCGGAAAACCAGUUUGGAUUUAUGACUGGCCGCUCGACGACGGAGGCAAUUCACCUGGUACGGAGGUUGGUGGAAUAGUAUAGGGAAAGGAAGAAGGACCUGCACAUGGUGUUUAUCGACCUAGAGAAGGCUUACGACAAAGUCCCCAGGGAGGUGCUUUGGAGAUGCUUGGAGGUGAGUGGAGUACCGCUGGCAUAUAUCAGAGCAAUUAAGGAUAUGUAUGAUGGAGCGAAAACUCAGGUGAGGACGACGGGAGGAGACUCAGAGCAUUUCACUGUCCUGACAGGAUUGCAUCAGGGAUCUACUCUUAGUCCCUUUUUGUUUGCGUUGGUGAUGGAUGUGUUGACGCGGCGUAUUCAAGGGGAGGUGCCGUGGUGUAUGCUUUUUGCAGAUGAUGUAGUUCUGAUAGAUGAGACUCGAGGGGGUGUGAAUGACAAAUUAGAGGUGUGGAGGCAAACUCUUGAGUCUAAAGGGUUCAGGGUAAGCAGAAGCAAGACAGAGUAUGUGGAAUGCAAGUUUAAUGACGUAAGGCGGGAGAAUGAGGUAGUAGUGAAGCUGGAAUCACAGGAGGUAUGUAAGAGGGAUAGUUUCAAGUAUCUCGGGUCCGUGAUCCAGAGUAACGGUGAGAUUGACGAGGAUGUCUCACACCGUAUUGGGGCGGGAUGGAUGAAGUGGAAGCUCGCGUUGGGGGUGCUGUGUGAUAAGAAGGUGCCGCCCAAGCUUAAAGGCAAAUUCUACAGGGUGGUAGUCCGUUCGGCCAUGUUGUAUGGAGCAGAGUGUUGGCCAGUUAAGAACUCCCACAUCCAAAAAAUGAAGGUGGCAGAAAUGCGGAUGUUGCGCUGGAUGUGUGGGCUGACUAGAUGGGAUAGAGUUCGCAAUGAGACUAUCCGAGAGAAGGUUGGUGUGACUCCAGUGGAGUGCAAGAUGCGGGAAGCCCGAUUGAGAUGGUUUGGACACGUGAAGAGGAGAGGCAUGGAUGCCCCGGUCCGUAGGUGUGAGAGGCUAGCGUUGGAUGGUUUUAGGCGGGGUAGGGGUAGGUCGAAGAAGUACUGGGGUGAGGUGAUUAGGCGGGACAUGGAGCAGUUACAGCUCACCGAGGACAUGACCCUAGAUAGGAAGGUCUGGAGGACGCGGAUUAGGGCAGAGGACUAGGGCCAGUUUGGGUCGCUAGUGUAGGGAAUUACUUAGUGGGGGUUUUAUGAAUGUUAUGAUUCCGUGUUCCAUGUUUUAUUACGAAUCUGUGUGCUUUUCUUUGUUUUAUAUUACUUAUGGGUGCCGUAUUUAUGAUAUGUAAUCUUGUGCUGUGCUUUACUAUGUGUUUGUGUGGUAUCUCGUGCCUUGAGCCGGGGGUAUAUCGGAAACAACCUUUCUACUUCUUUAGAGGUAGAGGUAUGGACUGCGUACAUCUUACCCCCUCCCAGACCCCACUAGGUGGGAAUACACUGGGUUUGUUGUUGUUGUUUAUAAGAAAAAGAUUUUUCAUAUGUAUUGGCAAGAAUUGGUCUUUUAUUGCCUUUCGAAAUACUGAUGGUGACAAUUUCAGGUAAUUUUUUGCUCAAAUUUUUCCUAAUCUUCUUCCAAUUUGUCAAUUUCAUUAGUUGAUGCUUCGUUCCUUCAUUCUUAAUCUCUUUCUUUUGUUGUAUUUUUUUAUUUUUCUUCACACUUAUGUUCUUCAUUCAUAUGAGUGUUUUAAUUUUUAGCAGGCUUCUUCUAAUUGUCUUCUUACUUGCGGAUUUCAUGAUCUGAAAUUUAUUAUUAAUGUCGUAAAUUGUAUCUUUUGUCAGACCCCCCACCAAGUAUAUAAGUUUUUGCAUGCAUUACACAAGUAUCUAAGUUUCAACAUAUUUAUUACAUUGUCAUAAUAAGUAUUGGCUUUAGUUCCCUAUUGUAAUACCCCGUAUUUCCGUAGCUUAAUUUAAGUUUUAGUACAUGAGUAAUCCCAUGUAAAAUUUUUGAAAUACUUAGUAUUUUUCAGUUUAAAGCCUGACAUUGCGUAUGAAAUUUAAUUAGCUUUCCAACGAUAUAAAAUUCGCCCAAAUCCGAUACCCGGGUGAAGAGUUAGAGUCAUUUUAGUGAAACAGUGUACUACCUGGUACUUCAGCGCAUUGUGGAGGCAGUCCAAAUGGCAAUUUUCAUUUCUAGUGAGACAACCUGAUACCAUCGCAUCGCGCCACCAACCAGUUUCCCAAUUAUCACUUUUCCAAUGUUACUCUGCGAUAAUAGCGUGUUGCGUCAAGGCCCUGUUUCCCAUUCAGUAAGGCACCGUGAUGGCGUCGCAUCACGUCAUCAGUCCAAUUCCCAGUUUUCCACUUUCUAGUGAGCCAACGCGAUUGUACCCCAUCGUUCCAGGGUGUAAUUUCAGAAAUUUUUGACGAAAAUCCAAAGUUUCAUCUAGGGUUAAAUUAGUCUUUUCCCAUGAUUUUAUUAAAUCCAGAUAUGGGAUUAAAGCCCUAAAAAUGUUUUAUGUCAUUCAUUAUUCAAUUUUUUCCCAAAAUCAAGAGCUUUCUCUCUACAAUACAAAACCGUAUCUUCAAGAAAACAUGAGCAAUCUUAAGAAAUCCUUCAAAAAACUUCAAGAACUCUUCUUCUCAGGUAUGUUAGGUGUUCAUUCAUGGGUCCCUUUCACCCAUGAAGUCCAAGAAUCCUUUUUAAACAUACAAGAUCUCAGAUUCAUGAUUUUCAUGUUUGAAUUAGAUUGAAUUCAUGUUCAUGAUAUUAGUUGGGUUUCAAUCCAUGAAUUAAUUGCAAGUUUCAUAAAAAUUAAAUAGCAUGUGUGAUGAAUAUGUGAUUAUCUUGAUAAACUCUUGAAUUUACGAAUUGAUUAAUGUAUCAUGUUGUUCAUGUGUUGGCCAUUAUCAUGUAAAUAAUCCAUGCUCCCCAAGUGUUUUCUAAAUUGCCUAUGUGAAGUAAAUAGUGGAAUCAUGACAUAUUAUUAUGUGGUUCCAAUCAUGUACAAGCUUAUGCCCUACACGUGUUUGAUAAAAUGCUUAUGUGAUUUGACUAGUGAAAGCAUGACAUGUUAUUAUGUGAUCCCAUUCAUGUACAAGUUCAUGUAUAUCAAGUGUUUGACAAAAUGUCUAAAGGAGUGUAUUGUUAGCAAGCAAGUAUUGUUAUGCCUUUAUGAUCAUGUUAUGUCUUUUUUAUGCUAUCGAGUCCUGGGCGUAUUUAAUACCCGACAAUUUAGCUGUUUACCUAGAGCCAGUGUCAGUUAUAGAAUAGUAUUAGUUAUGUCACAAUCAGUAGAACUCAGUCAUGUACUGACCGCAUACUCUUUCUUUGCAUUAUGAUGUCUUUUUCCAUGUUGUAAUUUCUUAUUCAGAUAUCUCAUUCGGACCAUGCCAAGAUUUCUUUGCUCCGUAAGAAUUUGGUAGGGCGUGAAUGCCACGAAGCUUGGGGGGGUACAGUUACAGAUCCAAACAAAGCAAUGGAACACAUAAUUAGUCACCUUAGCAGAAAGGAAAAAGCAAAAGUUCAAAAGGCAGAGAAGAACAACGAGAUUGACAUAGAGGAUGAAAAUUUAUCUUUAGAUUCUGCAAGAAACUCCUUUUCUCAAGCUCUUAAAGUGACUAGAGACUCAAUUUUUUCAAAGUCAAGAUCGGAGGUUUGGGUCGGGAUCUCUAUUGAAGAAACCAGACAGGCGAAGACCUGCUUCAUUAGAUCUAAACAAUGAUGUGGUAAACACCUGUCAUUAUUCUUCUCCGCGUUUUGGAGUCAUGAAGAAGAAUCCCAUUACGACUAGCCGAGUUGCUACAUUUCCAAGUCCAAGAACACCAAAUUAUCGUCAUUCCAAUGUUGGGAUUCAAAAAAGGUGGAGUUCAGAACGUGUGCAAUUGCAUCCCGCUGCUAAUAGGAGGCAAUUAAAUACUGCAUUGCUGCCUCAGAAUAAUGGAAGGGCAUUACCUUCCAAAUAGGAAUAUGCAGAGAGGCGGAUUUUUAGCCCGGUCUCGAGAGAUGGUUCUAUUAGAAAUUCAUUACAGCAACAGCAGUGGCGGCCUUAAUCCAAAAUCGGGCCUCUUGGUCCUCCUGGUCUAGCUUACUAAUCAUUGUAUUCUCCUGCACUACCUAUUUUUUAAGGGAGGAAAUGGUGGUAAUCUGUUAGCCAAUUCCCCCUUUUCAACCAGAGUGAUAAUAAAUGAUGGUUUGUCAAUUCAAAGUGGAGGCAGCUAGGGCAGUGAAAACUUUUAUGCUCUAACAGAACCAUGCAUGGCAAGGUCCGUUAGCGUGCAUGGAUGCUCUGAACUAGUCUUUUUAUCGACCUUGCCUAUUUCCCAAGGUACUGAUUUUUCUUUCCCGUUGACUGCUUGUUUGCUUAAUGUAAAUAAUAUGUUACCUUACUAUUUAUUGCACAUUGAUUUGCGUUGCAGCAUCAUAAUAGUAAAAUAUAGCAUUCUUUUAGACGAUAAUUCCUAGAAGAAAGAGGUAAUAUGCAAGAAGAUUACAAAUAGAGCCCAUUGGUUAAUUGGUUGCAAUACUUGAUUGUUCCUUUGGAAGAUUGAGACCUACAUUUCCACUAUUAAAAGCACAGCUUACUUAUAAGGGAUCUACCAAAAUGGUUAACCAGCUUCUUGGUUGGAGAUUUGAUGUCGCUGAAAGUGCACCCAUUUUCAUCACACUGUCAAGAAAAGUGACCAGAAAGAAAGAAACAAAUGUUCAUUUUCUCUUAUCAUUGAAGAAGUUUAGUAGUUAGAUAUAUGAUCAAGCUCAACUCAAAUCCCUUGAAUAUUUGCUACAAAUUAUUGUAGCUUUUUAUGCGCAAAUAUUAUUAUAGUUAUAUAUGUUUA